Messenger RNA from Periconia digitata, 732 nucleotides. Lineage: Eukaryota; Fungi; Ascomycota; Dothideomycetes; Pleosporales; Periconiaceae. The record is from the annotation of a GenBank genome assembly.
AUGAAGUUCACCAUCCUAGCAACACUAUGCGGGCUUCUAAGCCUCGUCGCCGCAAGACCUAGUCAGCCAGGAUACCACAACACCGCUGUCAGUCCUCGAGCUGAUAAGAUUCGGAUAAUGCCUUUUGGGGCGAGUAUCGUGGAAAACACUUGCUGGCGCGCAUAUCUCUGGAAAAAGCUUCAGGAUGCCAAAGUCACAAACAUCGACUUCGUAGGCGGUCAAUCUGGCCCAGCAUCCUGCACGCUAAACGGCGCAUCUGUGUCGUUCGACCCUAACAACGAAGGCCAUGGAGGUGCACGUGCGGUUGAGUACGUACAAGGUGGGAACUUGACACGCUGGCUGGACGCUGCGAAACCGGUCGAUAUCAUCAUGAUACAUCUAGGCACGAACGACGUGAUAACCAAGACCUCCAUUCCGGACAUCAUAAAAGCCUACGACACGCUCCUCUCCCAGAUGAAAGCCUCCAACCCCGCCAUGAAAGUCAUUGUUAGCUUGCUGAUUCCCAUCGACCCCAAGCUCUUCGGCCAGGGUGCUACCGACGGCAUCAUAUCUCUCAAUGCCGCGUUACGCGAUUGGAUUUCUAAGAACAAGCUACUCCAAGUCGAUAAUUAUACUGGGUUUGACUAUGUCACAAUGACGACCGAGGGCGAACAUCCGAAUGAGAAAGGGAGUGUGUUUAUGGCUGAUCACUUCUAUCCUGUGGUGAAGAAGGCGAUUGAAGGGGGUUCGUAG